AUGUUGUUCAACAAGCUGUUUAAAAAGAAAACGGAGCUGGAGGUGGACGUGUACUUGAUAAAGGACGAGCAGUGCAAUCCACAUAUGCUUGACUGCAAAUUAUACGUUAACAACAGGGGGAGGGGGUAUGAUGACCAGGUGGUCAUAUGGAACAGCUCGAAAAAACUUACCCUUAAUGAAGAUUCCAUCCACGACUUCAAAUACCACGAACUAGACAUGUGCCAAUUUAAAUACAUAAAAAAUGGACUAGUGGAGGAGUACGGAUUGGUGUUUUCGAAGGUCGAAAACAUGUAUUAUUUUUUUAAGUACAUUAUGCUGUCCUAUUUGAAGGGGAAUAUAGUUUUAUGUAGAAGGGUCAAUCUGUUUAAGUAUGAGGAGCCGGUGAAGGUGCUCUACAAGAAGGACCAUCUGGGUCUGUUAACAUUUAACACGGCCAAGUGUGAACACCUGUUGGUUGUUCUCGCCCCGGAGAGGUCCCCGCUGGACGUUUCGUGCCAGCACCUGUAUGAAGAACUCACCAUGGAAAAUGUGAGGGAGCUGUACAAAAGGAAUAGGGUCUUCCUCAUUUAUGUGUUGAAUUCCUUCAACGACAUUUAUCUGAGCAGGGAGUCCAUUGGGAUCCACGUGCAUAGGUACUUGGUCAAUAGCUUGUUCAGAUUCUUCGAGUACAAGGCACUGUACGAGGGCGGAGACCGCUACGAGGAAUACUUCGCAGAAGAGGUGUCAGGAAAAGCACUCACGGGGGAAGGAUCACUCAAGAGGGAAGAACCAAAUGUGGUGGUACUAGCAGAUUCCUCCCCAGGGAACCAUCAAACUACCGCCGAGGGAGACUUUUAUAACGGUAUGAAGGCAACCCCAAUUGUAGACGACGAAUUGCGGUCCUUGGACAAGGCCGUGGAGGGAGAAAUUGACAGGAUGGACAGGGGGGGACAACAAAGAAGUGAUAAAAUGGGGAAGGACAAGCGGGGGAAGAAACACACAGCUGGACAGACGGACGAGGGACCCGAGAACGAACUUCCCCCGCAGCUACACCAGAUGAGCGAAAAAUUUCUCAUCAUUCUCGAGUCGGAGGACGUCCUCAUUGACCACAUCAGGGGGAUACUCAUCUACAGGCAGGACUUCCAAAAUGAUAUCGUCAGCAUUAAGAGGGACUUCAUGGAGACUCAAACGACAACCGGAGUGACAAGCGAAACGGUGGCGGACCCAACGGAGGGAGAUUUCCACACGGGGGGGUCCACCCCGAAGGGUGGGUUCGUCCUUCUCUCCGACUCGGACGCGACUGACGUAUCUGACAUGACUGACUCGUCUGACGUGAUCGAGUUGGAAGAAGGAGGGUACCCAAGAGAUAAGACCAGCCACACAGAUGGUAUGAAGUACAAAUUUGUGAAUACGAGCGGAAAGCUCUCCUUCGUGUUGAGGCAGAAUCACAUCCCACAGAAAAGGAAGCGAAGGGUUAAGGUAAACAGGAAAAGUGAAUCCUUAGGAGGAGAAAUAAACUACGACGACGUACGCAACGAUUUAAACAUAUACACCUUUGACGAAUAUGGAAAGGAAAAAAAAAUCUACAAUUCAAGUGAAGAAAUUUUCAGAUACAAGUAUGAGCAGUGUGUUCCGAAGAGCAUCCACGUAAAUGAUGAACAGGGGAACAAAAUACUCUUCCUUAACGAAAAGAAUGAUAAGCACUUAUUCAUUUUUGAUACGAAUAGAGAGAAGAUUGUAAAAAAAUGGGACACAGAAAAUGUGCCAAUAAGUCAGCUGAUCAGGAAGGAAGAAAAUAUCUACUGUGGGUACAACAAGAAAAGUUUGUACUUUGUCGAUACGAGGAUUAAAUCCUGUGUGCAAAAUGCAUUGCUGUAUGGGAGAAACACACCCGACAUUGAGCAAGCCACUGUGGACAACAGGGGAAGAAUUAUCUUAACCAAUGCUAAGGGGGAGAUUAAAUAUUAUGAUGGAAAAAUAAAUAAAAAUAAUGUCCUUAAGAAGAGUAAAAAUGUAUUACUGUGUGCGAAUGACAUUGUACAUUUGUGUACAACAUCCGAUGGAGUUUAUUCCAUUGUGACUUGCCAAAAGAGUGUAGUGAUAUGCGAGAAUUGUGUUCGAAGUUGUAGCCUUUUUGAGCGAGUCAUAAAAAAGGAGGAACGCCUCGAACAGAAGAAGUUCCUCCUACAAAUUCACUACGUUGAUGUUUUUACAUACAAUCUUGGGGACUACAAAUUUGAGAAGAGCACCGUCAGUAGUGACAACUCCCUCCUGUUUACCUUGUCUGCCAAGUUUUACGUCGUUUGGAACUUUAAGGAGGUCCUGAAUGGGCGCAUUUCCUACGUAAUUAAGAAGGCCACGGAGGACAUUUCUGAUAUAUCGUACUUCAACUUUAGCGAUGUGCAGGGGGUCAUCGUCGCAACGGAGAAUUCGCUCAAGUCGAAGAAGAUCACCAGCGUGUAG
This is a messenger RNA of Plasmodium coatneyi, 2442 nucleotides long. RefSeq lists its product as uncharacterized. The record is from RefSeq and is a predicted model, not a curated record. Gene Ontology annotation, cellular component: nucleus; cytoplasm. The transcript has a single exon. Gene Ontology annotation, molecular function: protein binding. The coding region runs from base 1 to 2442 and encodes 813 amino acids. NCBI's taxonomy places the organism in Eukaryota, Apicomplexa, Aconoidasida, Haemosporida, Plasmodiidae.